This is a messenger RNA of Misgurnus anguillicaudatus (oriental weatherfish), 2080 nucleotides long. The record is from RefSeq and is a predicted model, not a curated record. NCBI's taxonomy places the organism in Eukaryota, Metazoa, Chordata, Actinopteri, Cypriniformes, Cobitidae.
CUGAUUUUGUCCAACAAUUUCUUUUUCUGUAGCUGAAUUACAGAAGAACUCAUGAAUGUGGGAGCUUAAGAUUUCACAAUUUCUGCACCACUAUCAUCAUGAGUUCUGAGAGGAAGCUGUGUUUUAUGACAUGGAAUUCAAAUGGACUCCAAGUAAAUAGGGAGGAAAAGAAACGUAAAAUAGGAAAAUGUGAUGUGGUUUUUCUUCAAGAGACACAUUCAAGUGAAAGUGAAAUUUUAGAGGUGCUGGAUGAUUAUAAAUCAUUCUACACCACACAAACAUCAAACACUACAGGAGUUGCUAUAUUAAUAAAAACAAACAUAUUGGAAGAAGAAUGCUCAAUAGAUAAAGAUAUUCAUGGCUGCUACAUCUUGGUUAAAUGUAUCCUGAAUGGACAACUAUUUACACUUAUGAGUGUUUACAAUCAUCAUAUAAAUAUAAGACCCCUAAUGAAGCUCACAAGUGUACUUGAGAAGCAUGCAGAGGGCAUCUUGCUGAUCGGAGGAGAUUUUAAUGUUGCUCUGAAUCCAUACCUGGACAGAACAUCUAGAACGAAGAAUCCAGACCACUUACACUUCAGACCAGUUGUAGAGAAAUUAAUGACAUCUUUUCAUCUUGUUGAUGUGUGGAGAAGACUUCACCCAACAGACAGACAAUAUUCUUACAAGCAAAACAGUGACAAUGAUAUCAGGAGUUCAAGAUUGGACUAUAUUUUUGUUACUGAGGAAUCAAUGCAAUAUAUUGAAAAGUGUGUUAUUUCACCAUGCACAUUCUCUGACCAUCGUCCAGUUGUGCUUAAAAUCUGUAUGUCCGAUAAAGAAAGCAAGAAACGAGAAGUGUGUGUGGAUAUCACUGAACUGGAGACCAGAAUGCAAAUAUUAAAACUUCAGGAAAAAGUUGUUGAUAAAUGGUUGAGUUGUAAACGUAAAUACUGGCCGAAUCUUGAUUUGACUUUAAAUCCCCACAUAACACCACUGAUCAGUGACAGUGAAGUUCUACAGGCAAUUCAGUCUUUGAUAGUUACCGAAGUUGAACGUCCUGAUAGUUUACCAGUCGCCUUUUAUAAGACAUAUUCAUAUGUUCUCAUUCCACGUUUGUGUGCCUAUUUUAACAAAAUACUGCAGGAACCAACAAACAUUCCAAAGGCUUUCACUAUGAGAUAUAAAGUAUCUAUGACCCAUUACAUAUUUAAUGUUGACUAUCUGAUUUUGGCCACAAUCAUGGCCAGGUGGCUUUAUGAGCACUUGCAGUCCCAUUCAGCAGACUACGCUAUUGGUAUCACAAAAAAGACAGUGUUGUUUUCCCUGAAAGUACCAAUCAAUGUCUUGUGGUCUUCCUUAAAUGGUUUACUGGAUGAAGAACAAGAUAAACAAAGGACAGAACCACCUUUACAUAAUAAAUUUAAGAUUUGUGUUCUUCACAAGAUCCUGAAAGACUGUCUCAACACAGAAUACAAAUCACUUUACUUUGGUUGUCCUCUGACUCCAGUCUUGAUUACACUGUAUCUUAAACAUGUUGCUAAUAAAAUGAUCAAAAAAGCAAAAAACCAAAGAACAUCUAUCCAUAUUUCUAGAGAGAAUGUCAUUGUUACAUUUUCUGAAGAAUUUGAUUUAUUAGAAAACUUUAAAGAAAAAUUGAACUCUGUUGAGUUUACAAUUCUUGAACCUGAUUCAAGCAAAUAGAUUACGUUUAGAAAUGAUUUUGUGGUUUCUCAUGUUUUUAGAUAAUCAUUUAAAAAUGUAUAUAAUCAUUUAAAAAGAGCUAUUCAACAUGUCUGUGAUAAAAAAUAUUUUUGUAAAUUAGUCUGCAUGCCUUUAAAGGAAUGUCUCCUUUUAGAUCAUUUUUGACAGUAUUAAUAUUUUAUUAUUGUAUUAUUUUUGUUGUAGGGCUAAGAUUCUAUAUUGUAAAGCAUUUAUGUUUGUAAGACAAGUUUGUUUUAGGUAUAUCUGUAUACGUUAUUGUUUUCAUAUAGAAAGUAGACUGACUUGUUUCAAUAUUUGAAUUGUGUGGAUGAGCUGUGUCCUGACAAGGAGAAUAAGAAUUUUUAAAAAGGACAGAAAAUGCCAUUUCCACAAUUUAA